Molecule: messenger RNA, 618 nt
Organism: Solanum verrucosum
Lineage: Eukaryota; Viridiplantae; Streptophyta; Magnoliopsida; Solanales; Solanaceae
Product: protein ACCELERATED CELL DEATH 6-like
Exons: 2
Coding region: 1-618 (205 amino acids)
Cellular component (GO): plasma membrane
Molecular function (GO): protein phosphatase regulator activity; protein phosphatase 1 binding
Source: RefSeq, a predicted model, not a curated record
AUGGCCAUGUCCGCGGUUGUAGAAACAGUCCUGUCGCACUUAUUCUCUGCAACAAGUGGGAUGAUGUUGGUGGUACCACCACAGGCAGAGUCGGAGGGUAAUGAUCAUGAAGACAGAGCAAGGCGAGAUGAAAAAGUAGUCGAAAAUAUUAUGAAGACAUCUCAAAUGCAUUUAGUUGUGGCAACUCUAUUAAUGACAGUGACCUUCACAGCUGGUUUCACACUGCCAGAAGGUUUUGAAAGUGAUACUAAUAGCCCCAAUAAAGGGAUGGCAAUUCUAUUAAGGAGAACAGCAUUUCGUGCAUUUGUUGUUUCGGAUGCCAUCACCUUUACAUGCUCCUCUGGUGCUGUAUUUGCCUAUUUUGCCAUGGCAUUAAAUUCAAUAUCAGCUGUAACAGAGUUAACAGUUAUUAUCCAGCUUUAUAAUAUGGCAAUUGCAUUGCAGAUUUACGCCAUGGCAGCCGUUGUAGUUGCAUUUGCAACUGGUAUGUAUGUUACUUUAGAACAUUCAAUUGGUCUCGCCAUUACUGUCUAUUUCAUCGGUUCUAUGAAAUUGGUUCUGUACUUACUACUUGUUCUUUACUAUUUGAGAGUUGUACAAAAUAAUUCGAUAAAAUAA